GCCCUGUGUGUAACUGCCUCGCCCGGAGCGGGGCUCCCGGCGGCCGCGGUGAGCGGUGCGAUUCUCCUGCGCCGCGGGCCAGGUCCAGGCGGGACUCGGGGUCUCCGCAGCCGGCGCUGGGAGGCGGACCCGGUAUCAGCCGCGCCUGAACUUUGCGAGAGGGACGGAGCUUCCCCCGCGCCGAGCACCGGCGGAGUCACCCCGCUGAUCGCGCCCCGCCUCGCACCUGGUGCCCCCCCCGGCCGGGCGGACUCUGCGCUGUGACCGGAGCAGCGGCUGCUCCUUUCCCCAGCAGCGGCUUCCCGGGGCCGGGGGGCUCGGCGCUCUCCGGGCGGCUGCCGGCUCGUCCCCCGGGUGCGAGCAGCGCGGCCGGCGGCCCGGGGCCAUCGCUUGCGGACGGAGCGCCGAGGGUAGUCUAAAGGCCUUGUGGAUAGAAAUCCCCUCCUUCUAUGUGUAUGCCACAGCAGCCUAGCCCUGUCUGCCGUUUUAUGGCUCCUGCUACCAGCUUUCCACAACAAUGCAACAGAGCAGUCAUAUUGCAUACCACCUCCAAUGCUAGCAUACCAUCCAGAUGGCUGUAAAUCUUCAGAAAAGCCUAAAUUCAAGUUUGUUCUUCAGACAGAGGAUUCUGUAUGUGAAAACUUCUGACCCAAAAGGAUGGAAUAAGAUUAAUUUUGAUUACUUCAUCAGAACGGAUAGCUGUUGAGAUACAGAACAUGGUCUCAGAAACUGGAUUAAAGCAGUCUUGUUGACAUUUUUAUUUAUACUUUUUUAUUUUUGUAUUUGACUUAAAGUGCCAUGAGAAAAUUUGCAUAUUGCAAGGUGGUCCUUGCCACCUCACUGGUUUGGGUCCUUUUGGAUAUGUUUCUAUUGCUGUACUUCAGUGAAUGCAACAAAUGUGAUGAGAAAAAAGAGCGAGGCCUACCUGCUGGAGAUGUUCCAGAACCGGUACAGAAGCCACAUGAAGGUCCUGGAGAAAUGGGGAAGCCUGUUGUUGUUCCUAAAGAGGAUCAAGAAAAAAUGAAAGAGAUGUUUAAAAUAAAUCAGUUUAAUUUAAUGGCAAGUGAAAUGAUUGCUCUCAACAGAUCAUUACCUGAUGUCAGGUUAGAAGGGUGUAAAACAAAGGUGUAUCCAGACAACCUUCCUACAACAAGUGUUGUCAUUGUGUUUCACAAUGAGGCUUGGAGUACACUUUUACGAACUGUCCAUAGUGUGAUAAAUCGGUCGCCACGACACUUGCUGGAAGAAAUUGUACUUGUAGAUGAUGCCAGUGAAAGAGACUUCUUGAAGAGACCACUAGAAAACUAUGUGAAAAAGUUAAAAGUACCAGUUUAUGUGAUUCGAAUGGAGCAACGUUCUGGAUUGAUCAGAGCCAGGUUGAAGGGGGCUGCUGCUUCAAAAGGCCAAGUCAUCACCUUCUUAGAUGCUCAUUGUGAAUGUACAGUAGGAUGGCUUGAACCUCUAUUGUCACGAAUCAAAGUUGACAGGAGAACAGUAGUGUGUCCUAUCAUUGAUGUAAUCAGUGAUGACACCUUUGAAUAUAUGGCAGGCUCUGAUAUGACCUAUGGUGGAUUCAACUGGAAGUUGAAUUUCCGCUGGUACCCUGUUCCUCAGAGAGAAAUGGACCGAAGGAAAGGUGAUCGGACCCUUCCUGUCAGGACACCCACAAUGGCAGGAGGCCUUUUUUCAAUAGACAGGGAUUAUUUUCAGGAAAUUGGGACAUAUGAUGCUGGAAUGGAUAUUUGGGGAGGAGAAAACCUAGAAAUUUCUUUCAGGAUUUGGCAGUGCGGGGGCACUUUGGAAAUUGUAACCUGUUCACAUGUUGGACAUGUGUUCCGAAAAGCCACUCCUUAUACUUUUCCAGGAGGCACAGGACAGAUUAUAAACAAAAAUAACAGACGACUUGCAGAAGUCUGGAUGGAUGAGUUUAAGAAUUUCUUUUACAUCAUUUCCCCAGGAGUUACUAAGGUAGAUUAUGGAGACAUAUCAUCACGCCUUGGGCUAAGACAUAAACUGCAAUGCAAGCCUUUCUCGUGGUACCUGGAGAAUGUGUAUCCUGAUUCCCAAAUUCCACGCCAUUAUUUCUCUUUGGGGGAGAUAAGAAAUGUGGAGACAAAUCAAUGCCUGGAUAACAUGGCAAGAAAGGAAAAUGAAAAAGUUGGAAUAUUUAACUGUCAUGGAAUGGGUGGAAAUCAGGUUUUCUCAUACACUGCCAACAAAGAAAUUCGAACAGAUGAUUUAUGCUUGGAUGUUUCCAAACUUAACGGCCCAGUCACAAUGCUCAAGUGCCACCACCUAAAAGGCAAUCAACUUUGGGAAUAUGAUCCAAUGAAAUUAACCCUGUUGCAUGUGAACAGUAACCAGUGCCUGGAUAAAGCCACCGAAGAAGACAGCCAGGUACCCAGCAUUAGAGACUGCAAUGGCAGCCGUUCUCAGCAGUGGCUACUUCGCAACGUCACCCUUCCAGAAAUGUUCUGAGAGGUUUUAAAAAAAGAAAAAGAUUGACUGGGCUACCUCGGCAAAUAUUUUGGCUGUGUCCUUAAGUAGCGCAAAAAAAAAAAAAAAAAAAAAAAAAAAGAUUUCUGCUCUGCAGGAUGCAAGGUUCAUCAGAUAUUAGAACUUUAACUCUUCUAGCUUUUCAGUAGCUGUGAACCAGCCUUCCUGUAUAAGGACGUGAAACUAUAUACAUACUAGAGAAACUGCGCACGCUGAUGUUUACAAGAUUGAAGAGAGUCUCUUUCAUCAAAGAAUCAUUCUAGAGAACAUUUGGACAAUGGAAACAUAAUCAUUGAAAUACGCUCUCUGGAGAGCUGCAUAUCGUUGUAGUUUGCUUGCACAUCAGUAACCUCGGCUGAAAGUGCUGUUGUAAUGAAGAGACUUCCAAGAAUUUUUUUCCUGGUUGGCACUGGUAACCAGUAUAUUAAAUAUAGUUACAAAAAUAAAUGGAACAUAGAACUAGAGACCACAUUCAGUAUCAUGAAAUAAGAUUUUUACAGCAAGAAACAUGUAAAACAGGGUUUAAAGGAAAAGAAAUCAGAACUACAAAAAGUACAAUUUGUUAUAGUAAAAUAUCAGAUUUAUAUGUAGAUUUUAUACCUCAGUGAGAAGAAUAACCACGUCAAGCAAUUCUUUCUGUUUUCAGUUGUGUGAUAGUUCAUGGAUUUUUUCAUGGUUGGUCUGAAAUUAUUUUGAGCACAAACUAAAUGAGCUUAAGAACAAAAAUUUGGCUCUUUGAAUGUCAGCUCACUUCUUGUUUUUAAUUUGGUUUGUGAGCUGUUGGAAUUGUAAUGUAUCUUUAUUACUGUCUGAAAACUGGAGGUUUAACAUACUGUCUAACUUUUGUCCAGACCUACCGUUUCAGUUGUACUUGGGUUGCCAGCUUGUAGAAUUUCAUGGCCAAACAAAGGAUUUUAGUGCAUUUUGAACUUAAGUUAACUUGACUGAUGAUGCUUAGUGCCCAAAACUCAUACUACUGUACUACAGAUUUGUUUUCACAGCAAUAAAUAUUUUGUUCUUUGUUUGAUUUCCACUCAUCAGAAAGCCUCCAAAAUGAUUUAUUAUUUUGGUGACAGGAGAUUGGCAUAGCUGAAGGUUUUCUGAAAAUUUUUUCACUUCAUACUCAGAUGUGCUUAAUUGUCAAGUGCAUACUUAGAUUAGAUUCUUGAAUUGUAAUGUUGAUCUGCUGCUUUUUUCUAAUAAAAACUGAAGAAAAAAUGUUAAAUUGGCAUGGUUUUUAAAGUUAACAUAGCCAAAAGCAGUAUGACUGUGUAGAUUACACUAACCUUGCACUUCUGAAUUGAAUUGCUUUAUUUCAUUUAAGCUGAAUCUUUCUGGACUAACCUAGUCUUGAAAAUAAGCCACAAAAUGCUGAGUACUCAGUGAGGUUUUUUUUAAUGGAGAGGAUAUUUUGUACAAUAAAUGUCAUUGUUUGGCCAAUUGUUCUGUGAAUCAAAUUAAAUUUAGACUAAAGCAAAA
Messenger RNA from Gopherus evgoodei (Goodes thornscrub tortoise), 3975 nucleotides. It is a transcript of the gene GALNT1, whose product is annotated as polypeptide N-acetylgalactosaminyltransferase 1. Gene Ontology annotation, cellular component: Golgi apparatus. Bases 799 to 2478 code for a protein of 559 amino acids. The transcript is spliced from 14 exons. The record is from RefSeq and is a predicted model, not a curated record. Lineage: Eukaryota; Metazoa; Chordata; Testudines; Testudinidae.